AUGUGGAAGGCCGUGGUUACCGAUUCAGAUGGCCAGGAAAAGAUUGUCGCCGUUAGCCUUUGGCAUUUCUACCUUGAGCCCAAGGUGAUUGACGACUGGAAGGAUAUCGAGUGGCGGCCUACCGCGAAUCAAGAAGGCGCCAAUUUAUUCCUUCGGUCGGCAGUUGCGAUGCGAAAGAAAUAUAUGUCUGGGAAGAUAUUUGGACAUUUGCAAGUUUUGGCCACACUUCCAGAGUAUCGUGGUUAUGGAAUCGGUUCUGCUUUGAUCAAGCAAGGCCUUGAAGAAGCCGCGAAGCAUGGGCUAACAGAUUUUUGGCUGGAAUCAUCGAAUGAUGGCCAUGCGCUCUAUGAGAAAUUUGGAUUCAGGGAUGUCGAGCCAAUUGUGAUUGACUUGGAACAGUAUGGUGGUGAGGGGUUGGCCCCUGUCAGGACUAUGAGAAGAGUUCCCAAUUGA
This is a messenger RNA of Penicillium subrubescens, 453 nucleotides long. RefSeq names its product GNAT family N-acetyltransferase. Bases 1 to 453 code for a protein of 150 amino acids. Gene Ontology annotation, molecular function: acyltransferase activity, transferring groups other than amino-acyl groups. NCBI's taxonomy places the organism in Eukaryota, Fungi, Ascomycota, Eurotiomycetes, Eurotiales, Aspergillaceae. The transcript is spliced from 2 exons. The record is from RefSeq and is a predicted model, not a curated record.